AUGGGAGCGGGGUGUAGUAGUGUUGAAUAUAGAAAAUAUAGUUCUUUAUUAGUCAAAAAGCACCAAAGAACUUCAGUUGGUGACAAAAUCAAUGAAGCAGCAGCUGCAAAAAUUGAGGACAAACCUAAAACACAAGAUGAUUUUAAGAUGAUCAUGAAUGCCUUGGCAAAUCAUUUCAUACUAAAAAGCCUCGAUGAAGACUCGAGACUUGAAAUUGCUCGUGAAAUGAAACACUAUACAAUUGGCCCUAGAGAGUGCAUAUUUGAAGAAGGCAAGCCUGGCUCAUCCUUUUACAUCUUGGCAAGCGGGAGACUUGAAGUAGUUAUCAACGGGGUGAAGAAAAACGUGAUUUUCCCAGGAUUUGGGUUUGGGGAGCUAGCUUUAUUAGAUGAUAGACCUAGAACUGCUUCAAUAAUUACUCUCUAAUAUUCAGUUUUUAACAUGUCUUCCUCUUCUAUAGAGUGCAAUAUCAGAAUCACUCUUUUAGCUUUGAAUCACUCUAGUAGAGCACUAUAGUGGCUUAGGGUAAACAGAAACGGGGCUUUUUUUGGCUUGCCAGCAACCAAAAACGCCCCGUUCCGUUUACCUUAACUCACUAUAUAAAACAAUGGUACCUGCUCAUCCGAAGGCUUUCAAUCCUGCCUUAUUCCGCCUAAGAGAGUCUCUCCUCCUCAAAGUAUUAAGAAGUAAAACCUUAUCCAGCCCUAAAACCUGAGUGCCAAAUCUUAAUCUGUAUUAUUAUCUCAAUAAUUACAAUAGAAAGAUGCACUCUUUGAGGAGUUGAUCGUGAGACCUUUAAAGAAGCAGUUCGAAGAGUAAAUAUCCAAGGCCACGAAGAAAAUAAAGCAUUUAUAGACAACAUCUCACUUUUUAAAUCCCUCACUCAAUCCCAAAAAAGCCGCAUUUUAGCUUCACUUAAUACCCAAAGGUGAGGAAACGGGCAGAAAAUCAUAAAAGAAGGAGAUGUUGGCACUUUAUUUUAUAUCAUAAAAGACGGGAUAGUUGUAUGUUCAAAAAAUGAUAUGGACGUAAGGCAUUUAGGAAGAGGAGAAUAUUUUGGUGAGCUGUCAGAACUUUAUGACCAGUCUCGAUCCGCAACUGUAACAGCAAUUGGCGAUGUAAAAGUUGUUUCCAUAAGCUGCCAAAAUUUAUUCGAAAUUCUAGAAGAUAGCUUGCAGCAAAUUAUUUAUAAAAAUUCACAAAGAAUUGCAAUUGAAAAUAGUUAUGCUUUAUCAGCGUUAAAAACAGGCCAAAUUGAUAAAUUGCUUGAUUAUAUGGAAACUACCAAAUAUUAUCCUGGAGAAGUUAUUAUACCUAAAGGAACAAUGAAAGGACUAAAGCUUUGAAUAGUGUUGAAAGGAUUAGCAGCAACUGCCUCAGGCUGGAAAUAUGGAAAUUUAACGUGUAUUGGAGAUAAAGAGUUACUGAUGACUCCUGGAUCGGAAUUCAGUGAUGAUAUUGUAGCUGAAAUAGAGACCGAUAUCUCGGAAAUAUCAAAAGAAACAAUAGAAAACUGUAUAGGUGGAAAUCUUAGAGAAAUUACUACAACAAAUGAUCUACAAGAAAUUUUGCAAAAUGUUUAUUUGUUUGCAGGGUUAGAUUUUUCAAAGCAUAAAGAAUUGAAAAAUUCUUUGAAUACAGUGUUCUUCAAUGAUAAAGAUUUAAUUGCUGUAGAAGGUCAUCCUGGUGAAUAUUUAUACAUAAUAAAAUCUGGGAAAGCGAUUUGCAGAAAGGAAAAUAAAAUUGUAAGAACUAUUACUAGCUCCCUCCCCCCUCUGAGAACGAACAAAACCAUUAAAAAAAUGCCUAUUUUUUGUGUAAAAACCCAUCUGUGAACGAAUUUUUUUUUUGAUAUAUAAGUGAUAAUAAUUAUUAUUAUUAUAAUAGCUAACCUCUAUAUAAUUUUGUGUAAUUUUAAACAGCCUGGAUUUAAAAUAAAUUUUACAAAAUUGGAAUUUUUUUUAAAUGUGAAAAAAAAUUUUAACAUAUAAAAAAUAAUUAAACCCCUCCAUUAAGCGAACAAAAUUUUUUUGAUUACUAAAGGAGGGAGAGGAGUAAGCAUGAUUAUUUCGGAGAGAGAGCUCUAAUAUUUGACAGUCCAAGAAGUGCUUCCAUAGAAGCUGAUGGACCAUUGAUAUGCUGGACUAUCAUAAAAAGCGACUUUUUGAGCUUAAUUAAUGACGAAAUCAGAUCAAGAAUAUAUCACAGAAUCGAGAUGCAAGAUAUUUCAAUUUCUCUAUCAGACUUAACAUAUAUAAAACCGCUAGGCAAAUCCAUGUUCGGAAAUGUCUUUCUCAUGGCUCAUCAAAACAAAUCUAGACUAUACACUGUAAAAGCAAUACUCAAAGAAAAAAUUGAAAAUUUAGGAAUUCAAGUAAAUUUGAAAGCAGAGAGAGAAAUCGGACUACAAGUUAAUCACUGAAUGAUGAUGAAUAUUUUAAAAACCUUCAAAGACGAUAAAAGAGUAUAUAUUAUGACAGAAUUUAUAAAAGGAAAAGAUCUUUUUAUGGUUUUAAGAGAAAUUCAGAUUGUUAACGAACUUCAUGCAAGAUAUUUGUCAGCCUCAAUUGUGUUGAUGCUGGAAUAUCUUCAUGAGAGAGAAAUUGUAUAUAGAGAUUUGAAGCCAGAAAAUAUCAUUAUUGAUGAAGAAGGCUAUCCUAUUUUGAUUGAUUUUGGGACUGCUAAGAUCGUUAAAGGCCGCACUUAUACAAGAUUAGGGUCUCCUCAUUACAUGGCUCCUGAGAUUAUUUUAGGAGCAGGAUAUAGCUUCAAUGCCGAUUGGUGAAGUUUAGGAAUUAUUUUAUAUGAACUUUUAUACGGAAAAGUUCCUUUUGGAGAAGAUGAAACUGAUACGCAUGCUAUAUGUGAAAAAAUCAUUGAACAUAGAAUUUCAUACUCGCACUCAGCACUGAAAACUCAUUCAGCAAAGCCUAUAAUUCAGCAGUUGCUUAAUAAUAACCCUGCAGCAAGAACUGGUGGAGGAAUUAAAGCACUUAAGUCCCACAGGUGAUUCGAAAAUUUAAAUUGGGAUCGAUUAAGAAUAAAAGCUUUAAAAAUGCCUUAUAUUCCAAAAUUUAGAGAUUGAGAUAAUGAGAUUGAAGAAGCAUUGAUGGACCCAAAAAUUAUGUAUGAAUGCUUCGAAUUAGAAGAAUCAAAUGAUCCUUAUAAAUUAAAACUCUAUGAUAGGGAGCCUAGUCUUCAUAUUGGAUGGGAUAAUGAUUUUUAA
Molecule: messenger RNA, 3226 nt
Organism: Blepharisma stoltei
Lineage: Eukaryota; Ciliophora; Heterotrichea; Heterotrichida; Blepharismidae
Source: the annotation of a GenBank genome assembly